Molecule: messenger RNA, 2524 nt
Organism: Scatophagus argus
Lineage: Eukaryota; Metazoa; Chordata; Actinopteri; Scatophagidae
Product: trypsin
Exons: 5
Coding region: 1062-1856 (264 amino acids)
Biological process (GO): proteolysis
Molecular function (GO): serine-type endopeptidase activity
Source: RefSeq, a predicted model, not a curated record
UGACAGAGAGGUGCUCUUCCUGUGGAGAAGAUGUGACGCAGCACCUCAUAGGCUGCCCCACGUGCCAGAAAAUUAGUUGGCUUCUCUAAAUGGUUAAAUUGGUAAUAGUUUCCUGAGUAGUUUUAUUGCAUCUGCAUGCUGGAGAUUCACUGCAGACGCACUACUGCCCUUUUUAGUUUUUUUCGCCCUGCCCUUCAGACAGCCUGAGUCUGCCACUGGCGUCUGAUAUAUGAAUGUGGGAGCUGGCAGGCACGUGCAGUACUGACAGCUUUUGGACUGAGGACUUGGUCAGGCGGAAAAAGUGGAGUGGUCAGCACUCAGGGGAUGUGAGGGAUACCAAGAGCAUGGCUGUAGCUAUCACCAGCAGGGGAAGGCAACUGAGAGGGCUGUUAGCCAGCCCAGGUCAGGAACUCCACAGAGGGAUGGUAGCAGUGAUGAGACCCAUCUGAGCUGUGCUCCAUUUUUAAUGACACCCGGCCUCAGAAUAGAUGUGGAGCAGCAGUGCUGGUCUGACCUGGUCACACACUAAGAAGCACCCUCAUUAAUCCUUCCUGGGGAAAUCAGUGAGAGGAGACCGUACAAUGAUGAAGAGACUGUAUCUUCUUUGAUUUAGGAUGACGGCAGCCCUAUUGAUCUACUUGAAAGGUGUCAAAUAUUGAACACAGCUGACAGGCCUACAAUGUCAGAGUAACUGUACAGUAUCAUGAUAAAACUCUGAAGGAGGGCCUGAAGGGCAGAAUGAAGACAGCAGGAUAAACACAGUAAAGCUUCAGCUUUUAUGUGACAGUAACGGGGCCUUCAGUAAACUGGGUGAUUAUCCGAACAAUGACAGAGGAAUAGGCUCCAGCAGGUCAACGAAGAGGUGAGUAAAGGGGCUGUGCUGUGGAAACUUCAAUUAUAUAUCAGUCCAGGACAAGGAGGUGACCAUGGAAACGGAAAUAGGAACUAUAAGAAACCCGAGCAGGUGUGAUGCCUUCUCGUUAACAUAAGACGAGCAGCACACAGGUACAGCACAAUCCGUCUUCUCUGUGUGGACCGACUGCUCUUCCCAUUGUCUCGCCAUGGACUUGCCAUCUUUAUUGCUUUGCAUACUUUUGGUAGUCCUCGCUGUAAACUGUCAAGACAGAGGACAGGAACGCAUAGUGGGAGGAUAUGCACCCGUUCCACAUUCAAUCAAGUACAUUGUGUCGAUACAGACAACAGAGCGCCGGCACUUCUGCGGGGGCUCCUUGAUAAAUAAAUACUGGGUGGUCACAGCAGCGCACUGUAACGUUGGGGUAAACAGAAUGAUGGUAGUGGCAGGGGACUACUCUCUGACCAUCUAUGAGGGCACAGAACAAGAAAUCCUGCCCCAGCUUUUGGUUCCCCACCCCAAGUACAACAGCUCCACCAACGACAAUGACAUCAUGCUCAUAAAGCUGAAGGCCCCGGUUGAUCUGAACAACUACGUGUCCAUUGCUCUGCUGCCCCGGCAGGACGCCUCCAUAGCGGAGGGCAGAGUGUGCCGAGUAUCAGGUUGGGGAUACACCAGCCCCAAUGGAGGCCAGAUCCCCUCCACCCUCCGGACCGUCAAGCUUCCCAUCAUCUCCACAGAAAGAUGCAACAACAGUGAGUCCUUUGACGGCAAUAUCACAGAGAACAUGCUCUGUGCCGGUUACCAUGCCGGUGGAAAGGAUGCCUGUCAGGGGGACUCUGGAGGUCCACUUGUAUGUGAGGGCCGUGUUUAUGGUGUGGUGUCAUGGGGAAGAGGAUGUGCUGAAGCCCAGUUUCCUGGAGUUUACACUGCUGUGUCAAAGUACCGCAGGUGGAUAGACAACACCAUAUUUAGUUACUACAGCAAGUGUAACAAGGAUUAGAACCCAGUGUUAUUGAAAUUUAAGAUAAAAAAAAAACACUCAGUGGAAACUAUUGUUAAAUUUCCAUUCUUUGAUGUAAUAUAUGUUAUUUUUACUAUUUGUGAACUUGCUUUCUUGUCGGGAGUAAGAAGACACUGUCAUGGAUGCCAUUGGAUUAUCUCAGCAUAAAGACUGCAAACAGGAGGAAACAGCUGGCUUUGCUCUCUCUUAUGGAUAACACAAAAAAACAAACAAACAAAAAAACAAAACACCUUACAUCAAUGCUAAUUAUAUUUUCUAGUAUUAAAGAAAAAUUAUUUGGUUGGUACAAAGCUAAGCUAAUCAUUUCCAGCAGUAUUGAUCUUCUCAUCUAACUCUCAGCAAGAAUGUGAGGAAGUGAAUUUCCAAAAAUUACAAACUAUUUCUUUGAGUUUUUAAACUUGAAUAUUUAUCAUGUCUGUUUUUGAUCCUUUAAAAGCAUAAAAAAAAGAGUUAUGGCAACCGCACCAACACCCCUCUGGUAAAAACAACAAAAAAAGGACAUACAACCACAUUUUCACACCAUCAGUGAGGUGCCAUAUCACAGCUUAUUGCUCAUGUUAACAGUAAAGUGGGUCUAACCGGUGCUGCAACUAUGACAUCAAAUAUCACAUGAGUAUUCAGUGCACACAGGAAACAAAACAUUUCAA